Molecule: messenger RNA, 694 nt
Organism: Cyprinodon tularosa
Lineage: Eukaryota; Metazoa; Chordata; Actinopteri; Cyprinodontiformes; Cyprinodontidae
Gene: cenpv
Product: centromere protein V
Exons: 6
Coding region: 201-623 (140 amino acids)
Molecular function (GO): carbon-sulfur lyase activity
Source: RefSeq, a predicted model, not a curated record
UCUAGCCCAAAAGCAGUGAAAACUCCGCCCAACCUGGCAACACUGAUACUGAGCUGAACAACCCCCCAGAAUCUGCUAGAAACGCCACGACAACAAGAAUUUGCUCCAAGAUUCUGAUUGGGAUGACUGGAAUAUUCCAGCUGGCUCCACAUCAGCAGGUUUCGCAACAAACACGUCACGCCAAGUUCAGCUGAACUUUUAUGAUGGACCUUGUGAAACAUUCAGGUGGAUGCCACUGUGGAGCUGUUAGAUUUGAAGUCUGGAGUUCCCCCAACCUCCAUGUCUUCCACUGCAAUUGUAGUAUUUGCACCAAGAAACAAAACCACCAUUUCAUCGUUCCAAAAAGUAACUUUACCCUCUUACAGGGAAUGGACAAUCUGACCACCUACAGCUUUAACACCCAUGUGGCUAAACACACCUUCUGCAGAACCUGCGGAGUUCAAAGUUUCUACACGCCACGGUCCAAUCCUGAUGGAUAUGGUGUUGCUCCGCACUGCCUGGAUCCAGGAACAGUUCGCAGUGUGGAGGUGGAGAAGUUCUGUGGAGAGCAAUGGGAAGAAAGUAUGCAAGCCCACAAGAGCAUCAGAGACAUGUCGAAAGCCGGAACCGAGCUGCAAAAAUAAGACUGACUGGAAACAGCAUUUAAAAACAUUUUUAAUGAACGUCAUACAAAAAUAAAACAGAAACUAACUCA